Molecule: messenger RNA, 240 nt
Organism: Prunus armeniaca (apricot)
Lineage: Eukaryota; Viridiplantae; Streptophyta; Magnoliopsida; Rosales; Rosaceae
Source: the annotation of a GenBank genome assembly
AUGUUAACUUCCAAUUGGUCUUUUGGAUAUUUUACACUUCAAAUCAAACAGGAUAUCACCGCUUGCAUUAUUAUAGCAAUCAACGGUGAUGUAGGAGCCAAUAAAGAAGGAGGUCUCUGUGUCUGUAUCUGCGUCUUUGGAUCUCAAAAACAUAUGCAAAAUCCAGAGUACCCGCCUCCCUUUGAAGUGUUUGAUGCAUGUUAUGAGCAUCUAUUGGGAGAAGAUGGUGAAACUGGUUGA